This is a messenger RNA of Staurois parvus, 288 nucleotides long. The record is from the annotation of a GenBank genome assembly. Lineage: Eukaryota; Metazoa; Chordata; Amphibia; Anura; Ranidae.
CGGCAAUCUACCCCUGGGCAGGGGUCUCGGGGCAAUAGGCGGCAAUCUACCACUGGGCAGGGGUCUCGGGCAACAGGGGACUUGGGCAACGGGCGGCAACCUACCACUGGGGAAGGGGCCUCGGGCAACAGGCGGCAAUCUACCCCUGGGCAGGGGUCUCGGACAACAGGCGGCAACCUACCACUGGGCAGGGGCCUCGGGCAACAGGCGGCAACCUACCCCUGGGCAGGGGUCUCGGGGACUCAACGGGACUUUAGCUGUGGAGUCUGGCCUCAGCACAGCUCCCUA